Messenger RNA from Alligator sinensis (Chinese alligator), 6584 nucleotides. RefSeq names its product tudor domain containing 1 (gene TDRD1). Lineage: Eukaryota; Metazoa; Chordata; Crocodylia; Alligatoridae. The record is from RefSeq and is a predicted model, not a curated record. The transcript has 25 exons. Bases 245 to 3742 code for a protein of 1165 amino acids.
GGCCCCGCGGGGGGUGGUCGGGGCCGCUCGCGAGGGGCUGCGGGCGCCGGUGUCCGCUCAUUCGUGUGGCCCCCAGCCCUCCAAGUGCGGCCGCGCCCGGGUUCGUCUGUAGGGUCUGGCCCGUCACGUCGUUCAUUUUGGAGAAAUGAGCAGGUCGUCCAACCCUCCGCGUGUUUCGUAGUGAGGUUUAUGUAGUUAAGACUCUUGUGAUAUCAAGGAAGAAUUUGGGGUAGAUGUUUACAAGAUGGCUCAACGGUUUCACAAAAAAAGCCAGGAGAACAAAAUGCCAACUGAAUCUUUAAGAAGCCCUUUCACUUAUCCCAACUUCUUGUUGAAAAGCCCUGGCCUUGGAGGUAGCUACAGGUUACCCAACAGCAACUUCUUCUUUUGUGAGCAAACCAAACAGUUCUUUGCUUGUCAGAACAGCCCAGGAAGUGCUAGCACUACUUCCACCAUUGAAAUGGUAAACAGCUUUAAACAGAAAGAGAUUGGAUCAGAAAUAAGUGGCAGAAUGCAAACAGGAAAUUCAGUGGGAACCACUAGCAGCAAAAAUAGUCUGGUACCUUCAGCAGGGAAGGUAAAAUCAACUGUCAGUUCUGACUUCCAUCGUGCAAAGCAGAAGUUACAUAAUUCCCCUGAGAAUAUUUUAUCUGUAAACUGUGACUUGAAAUUGCACCAUCCAUUGGUGCGAUUCCCUCGGAUAACUACUUGCCAUCAUUGUGGUCUGUCUGGGUCCCUGAGAUGUUCACAAUGUAAACAGACGUAUUAUUGCUCUGUAGACUGCCAGAAGAAAGAUUGGUCAUCCCAUGUUGUUGUAUGCAAGCCAGUUAAAAAGAAUUUUAAAAAAAAUGAAGAAAAUGCCAAGCCACCUGGUGAAAUAAAGAAAAAGGUUGAUUUUAAGGGUAACUUAUCUCCUGUGGAUGUUGUCAGAACAGAAGAUAAUAUAAAGAAAAUUAUGUUUUCAGACCUGCAAGAUCUAGCGCUCAAAAAAGCUAUGGAAAUACAGGGAACAGUCACAGAAUUCAGGAAUCCAAGUGAAUUUUAUAUACAGGUCUAUUCUCCGGAAGUUUUGGAGCAUAUUAGAACGCUUACUGUGAAACUGAAAGACUGUUACGCUAAUACAGUUAACGAGGAAGAAUAUGUUCCUGCCCGAGGGGAAGUCUGUGUUGCAAAAUAUUUCCUGGAUCAGACAUGGAACAGAGUACUGGUAAAAGAAGUUGACAUUGUGCAGAAGAAAGCACUAGUAUUGUAUAUUGAUUAUGGAAAUGAAGAAAAUGCGUCAUUACUUAGGAUUAAACAGCUACACAGAGACAUUGACCUGUUUCCUCCCUGUGCCAUUAAGUGUUCUGUUGCUAAUGUUCCAAAAGAAGGAAGCUGGAACAAAGACUUCACCAGCAUUAUCACCCCCUUUAUGGGAGAGCACUGUUCAGUUGCUAUUGCUGAUGUUCUACAGGAAGAGAUGAUGACUUGUUUUGCUGUAGAUGUUGUCAUCCCAAGUUCUGGGAAACGCCUAGGUAACAUACUUCUUGAAAUGAGAUCUGACUUGAGUCCAAAGAGGAGCAACAAUGAACAAAUGCAUUCAGAGAAAAGUACCCUGUUAGAAACAGAUUCUGAAGGAAAUGAAGGCAUAAUGGCUGAAAAUAAAAGGCUGGAUCACAACAAUCAUUUAACCAUAAAGGCUAUCACAUUAUCUGUUGGAGAUAGGUUUUCUGGCAUAGUUUCCCAUAUUCAGAAUCCAGAAGACUUUUUCUGUCAACAACUGCAUAAUGGCCGCGAACUCGCUGAGCUUCAGGCAACCCUAUGUGAAUACUGUAACAAAAUUCCUAGUACCUCAGACUUCCGUCCAGCUGUUGGUGAUGUCUGUUGUGCUAAGUUUACAGAGGACAAUCAGUGGUAUCGUGCUUCUAUUAUAGCAUAUAUUUCUGAAGAUACUGCUUUGGUAGGCUAUAUAGAUUAUGGUAAUUUUGAAACGCUUCAGAUAACCAGACUUCGGCCUGUGGUUCCAAAAUUGUUGGAGUUGCCGAUGCAAGCUAUAAAGUGUACUUUAGCAGGUGUGAAACCUCAAUUAGGAACCUGGCCCUCAGAAGCUAUUUCUCUCAUGAAACAACUAGUGCACAAUAAAGUGACUACAGUAAGAGUAAUGGGUAAAACAGAUUAUAGCUCUGUGGUUGAGUUUACAGAUGAAUCUUUCACUCCAAUAAAUGUAUCUAAACAUCUUAUAGAAGCAGGCUAUGCAAUGAAAGAAUCCAAGGCUCUCAUGACAGCACAUGAAACCAGUAACAUUGGGAAGGAGGGAAGCGGAGACACAGUAAGGAAAGGUAGUUGGACGUGGGUUAAGCUGGCUCUUAAACAGACGAUAAAUGUCAUAGUGUGCAUGUUGUACAGUCCUGGAGAGUUCUAUUGUCACAUGUUAAAUGAUGACUUGAAUGCUCUAAAUGUACUCAACAAAUCCUUGGCAGAAUACUGCCAGCAGGCUUCAGCUACUAGUUUCAAACCUGUAAGGGGAGAACCUUGCUGUGCUUUUUUCUCUGGUGAUGGUAAAUGGUACCGUGCUUUGGUAAAAGACAUUUCUUCAGAUGGAGCUGUUAAAGUACAGUUUGUAGACUAUGGAAACGUUGAGGAAGUAACUCCAGAUAAGCUCCGGCAGAUUUCAUUUGAGUUCCUGAAACUUCCAUUUCAAGGAAUUAAGUGUUGGCUAUCAGGUGUAAAGCCUGUUAACAAACAGUGGCUCCCAGAAACUAUAGCACAAUUUCAGAUGUACACAGCAGGGAUAAAACUUCAAGCCAGUAUAAUUUCCUUGACCAAAAAUGGUGCCGGACUAGAGCUCAUUGACAAUUCCACAGGUUGUCCAAGAAUGAUCAGUGAAAUGUUAAUUUGUGAACAACUGACCUUAAAGGAAGUUCAAACAAAUAAAGAGGUGCUAGUGACCAAAUCUGCUGACAAAAAAGAGUGGCAAGAAACUUCCUCAUCUGAACAGUGGAAAACAAUAAAAUUGCCCAUUAAUAAAGCUAUAUCAGUUCGCAUAGUGGAGGUGAUAAAUCCAGAUUUGUUUUAUGCAGUGCCGUCUGAAACUAAAGUGGAUCAAGACAAGCUCUGCACAUUGAUGAUUGAACUGGCAGAAUAUUGCAGCUCUUGUAGCAGUCAGUCGUUCAAACCAAAAGUUGGUGAAGCCUGUUGUGCCAAGUUUUCAGGUGAUGGUCAUUGGUACAGAGCUGUUGCCUUGCAAGUUUCUCCUUCCGAUGUGAAGGUAGUGUAUGGAGAUUAUGGAAACACAGAAACUCUACGAUUUUCUAAAGUGAUGCCUAUUACUGCGUGCCACUUAAAGCUGCCCUUUCAGAUAAUUAAGUGUUCUCUUGCAGGGAUUGUGCAAUUUGAUGGGGACUGGUCUGCAUUAGUGACAGAUUUGCCGAAAAGACUUGCAUCAGGGAAGAGUGUCACAAUUAUGGUGAAAGGAAUCACAGAGAAUAUUCAUGUGGUAUCUGUGGUGAAAAGCUUUGAAAAUGGUAAUCUAAACGUAGCUGACGGAUUAGUAAUGGGAAGUUUGGCCAAACCUUCUGCUACUGGAAAUCCCAGUAUUCUACCCCAAGAGCAUGCCAGUGAGACUAAAUGCUGCUGCACAGAAUUAAGAAAGCAAAUUGAAAAACAUGAGCAGAUACUCCUCUUCCUUUUAAAUAAAUGUGUGGAUCAAGACGGCCUUAGUGAAAUGGGAAAAAUGUUAGAACGCAAAGUCUGCCUGACUUGAUGAAUGCUGAUAUGCUUAUAUAGAUGCAUUAUGUUGGCCAUAUUGAUAAAUUUGAUGCUUCUUGCUGUUCUCAUUCCUAGAACAGUACUUGUAUUCAGGUGUUGAAUUUCCUGUUAAGUGUUGUCUAAAUAUACUCAAACACAUGGAAUAUUACUGUGAACGUGUACACCGGAGCCAAGUUGCAGCAUGAAGUUUCAGUGCUGUGAUUCCUUUGAACUGUAGUAAUUUUUUUCGGCAGCUGUUUCUUUAACAACUUACAGCACAUGCAUUCUGAAAUGCAAAUUUAUUUUUACUUUUUAUGUAUAGCAGGUAUUUAAUAUUUGAGUGUGAAAAGAAAUCUUAUGUCAGUUGACUAUCAUGAAGAAAAACUGUACAGGUACCAAUUUUUCCCUUUUAGUUUAUUGAAUAUUUUAGUUCUAACUGGGGUGAAAUUUAUUUCCAGCCUUAUUUUUCCUCUUUCAUUUGCCACCAGUGUGUUUAUAAUGUGAAUGACUACAACCCUCUAAGGCUUCUGUGAGAUAUGAAUGAGCAUUUGUGAUCAUUAAAUUCAACCCAGUUUUUCAGCUAGUGGUUUAGUGCUUAAAAGCAGAAAUUGAGAGUCCAGAUUCAUGGGUUCUGAGCUGGACUUCACUCCUGAUCCUGAAUCUAGAUAAGUUGCUACAUUCCUCAUCUAUUUCCCAGUCUAUAAAAUAAAGAUACAUGAAGUCCUUGAUCAUACUUGGAUAUUGUACCAGUGCAUAGUAUUUACUAUCUUUAUUAGAAAGGACACCUACUUUUCAAAAUUUGGUACCAUUAUUGACUGUCUUUGCAUGUAAAUCAAGGGGUCAGUCAACAGAGAUUGAAUUUCCAUCUCAACUUUAGAGCUUGCUUCAGUAUUUGGAAAACUUUGUAUUGCCUUUGCUCCUGUACAGCUACUUUUAGAGAUGUAAACUUUUGACAAUACUGCACAAGACUUCUCACAAGCAUUGCAACCAAUCUGUAGGAGGUAAGACAAACUGCAUUACAAUGCUUUGUUUGCAUCAAAGUGCCACCAGUUUGUUUCACUCCUUUAGAAAUUAUGAGUAAAGCUUGUUGCCUUAAUCAAUCAUGUUUGUACUAUUUAUUUUGAACAGUUUAGUACGACCAAUAAGAAGAGAACUACUCGCAAGUUCAUACUACUCCCAAGACCAGUUAGUAUAGUCCUGUUGUUUUAGUUUCAUACUUUCACUAACAGCAAUUCUCAGUGUAUAUCCGUUACUGUUCAGAAAGUAUGAAAUGACUCGAAUACCAUUCAAAUACUUGUUAUAUCCAGAUUAAGCCAGCCUUCUGUAUUAUUUGUAUAGCAUUCUUUGUUGGUUCGAGUUGUGGAGAAAAUAUACCACACACUAUCCCUGCCUACACUUUUGGCCUACUUGCAUGGUCCAGCCUAUUUAGUGGUCCAUGUUUUAGCGACGUUAACUUGUGCAGUAACAGAAAUAGGAAACUUCUGUAUGUUACCUAUUGCUACUUAAAGUUCACUUUUUCUUAUAAAAAUUGGCUUCUGUUUACUUAGUACCAGAAUCUGUGAUUAAAAAAUUAAUGUGUAAAACUUUCUUUGGAAGUCAGAAGAUUACUGUGUUGCACAUCUAACUCUUUACGUUUAAGAAAAUAGAAAAAAAUCACAAAAAUCAAGUUAUUUAAACCAAAGCUGGUAUGGUAGAUCUGUUAAUUGUCACCAUAAAGUUCCACUUUUCAAGAAAGCUGUCCCAGUAAAUGUUUGGAGAUAAACUAGAAGGUUUUCUUAGUGAAGAAGGGAAUUGUUUCCCAUAUUUUUGCUGCAGUAGUUCCUGAUUUCAGCAUAAGAAACAAGGGAGCAACAUUGCUGGGCCAUAAGCCUUUCUGUACUAGCUCUUGCUGACUUCAGUAAGAGCUGUGAACAUGUAUCUGAGGGCUAAUCUUAUCUGUAGACCUUGGUGGAAGUAGAGGAGAAUCUCUAAUCUAGAUAUCUUCUUAAGGAGUUAAAUCUAAAGAUUUUAGCUUCUUAGAUGCGAGAGAACCAGUAAUACUUCGCACUGGUACAGCACUUUGUAAUAUAAAGAUGAUUUAUCACUCUUUGGAAGUGGAAGGUCAGGAUUAUCUCCAUUUUACAGAUAGGAAACUGAGUCAUAGAGGUGACUUCUCCAAGGUUACACAGGCAGUCUGUGGCAGAAUUAGGGGCAGAACCCAGGUCUCAUGACACUUGGCUGUGCUUGGACCACCAGUCCUUCUGCUGCUUGAAAAUGCAUAAUCCUUGCUUUCUGUCUCUAGAGUUUGUUUGUGAAAUGGUCUGAAUUAUCUAUUAGUUUAUAUCUUGAUACUUGAUCAGCGUGGGUUUCUCCACAGCUUUGUCUUGAUAUAAGGGUAUGAUUUGGUUUCCACUUUAUUUUAUCUAGUGCAAAGGAAGCAGUUCUCAGAGUGACUACAUUAGUUUUGAAAUAUUUAGGAGAUGUCCUGUUUUGAAUAACAAGAAUUCUACUGAGUUUACAAUUGCCCUAGUGAACAGUUAGUGAGGUUUUUUUCUGUUGUAUAAAUAUUUGUGAAAACAUCACAGUAAACUUUGAAAUAUUGCCAAAGGAGAUGGUAAUAAGCUAAGUUUUGCCUCUAGCUUCUGCAAGUAACCACAGCUUGUUCAUCACCUUGUUUAUAUUUAUUAAGCUCUGAAUGCAGAUAAUUCAGCUCAUAAAGUAAUAGUAUGCAGGCAUUAUACAAACUUUGCAUUUCAAAUGUUUGUAACCUUAUUUAAACCUUACAGUAACUUAGAAAUGGUGGGGGGGUUUGUUGAGUUUUUGAAGACCUCUUGAGACUUGUUAUCUUGUAUCUUGUUAUCAUGACUAAUAAAAUAAUC